Molecule: messenger RNA, 1051 nt
Organism: Hydractinia symbiolongicarpus
Lineage: Eukaryota; Metazoa; Cnidaria; Hydrozoa; Anthoathecata; Hydractiniidae
Exons: 5
Coding region: 1-495 (164 amino acids)
Source: RefSeq, a predicted model, not a curated record
AUGGCCUCGGAGAGAGAUAAAAUUUUGAUUGCUAGUGACAUUUGGUAUUCUGUUGAUAUCGCAUAUUAUAAGGCAACCGCUGGCUCGAAGAUGUCAUUAAUCUUAGAUGUUUCUUUGGUGAUUUGUCUAGCAAUGAAGAUUAUUCUGUUGGUGGUGUUGUGUCUAUCUAUCAAUGACGUCAUCUAUCUGACAAAAACAGACGAAAAUGUCAUAAUCAUUAACGUUGUCAUAUUAUUCUUGCUUUCCUCGUUUGUAGCCAUUUGGAAGUAUACCAAGAAAUUAAAAUUCAACAUUCAUACAAGUUUGGUAGACGAACAAGAUUUUCAUACGAAUCACAAAAGUCAAGCAUCCUUAUACCCAACUGUACAAGCUAACAAGUUAAAUACUGUUUCUAGAUUAUUUUCAUUAUACGCAAAAAGUGGAUGCAAAAGAAAUAGGGAGCACUUGCUCCUAGGGGAGGAACUAACAUCUGAUCCGAUAGGCAUAUCUGUAUAAAUAACUAUGAACGGUACAGCGCUCCUGAAGCUGCAGAAGACAUUAUAUGGUAUAAGUAUUAGUAGAUACUUUUAAUAGUUAUCUGUCAACAUUAAAUUGAAUUGUAGCUAAAUCGCUGGAAAAUCUUAGGAAUGCCUUAGAAUAUUUUUCAUCAUAUAUGCCAAAGUGAAAUGGAAUGUUUAAAUUUCUUUGUGAUAUCAUAUGGCGUUUUCUUUGGUUUAACAGAACUAAGAUGGGAUAACAUAUUUGAUGCGGAUAAUAUUUCGUUAGAUAAAAUUACGUUAGUGCGUGCAUGUGCUAUUUUGACAACAGUGCAGUUGUAUUCAAAUACUUGCAUGAUCUACUAGAAUAUUCUUGUCCUUAUUUUAUGGAAAAGCUCGAGGAUGAUUUUAUUACGAAGGAUUCUUCUCUGAAAAUCAGGAAAAAAAUAUUAUGUUAAUUGCGAGGUAUUUGUUUUUAACUUGUAAGUAACUUUUUAAAUACUGUUUCAAGUAUAAUAUAAUUAUAUGGAGAUGAAAUUCUGAAUGUUGAUUGAAAUAAAAAAUACAUUUUAUAA